Corapipo altera (White-ruffed manakin) is the source of this 1171-nucleotide messenger RNA. Its product is annotated as collagen alpha-1(VII) chain-like. The record is from RefSeq and is a predicted model, not a curated record. The transcript is spliced from 15 exons. The annotation marks the transcript as partial. Lineage: Eukaryota; Metazoa; Chordata; Aves; Passeriformes; Pipridae.
GGGUUUGUCUGGAAAACCAGGGCAGAAGGGAGAAGCUGGAGAACCAGGAGUGAGAGGAAUCAGGGGCCCUCCUGGAAUCCCGGGACCACCCGGAGAACGAGGAAUGAAAGGGGACACGGGACAACCUGGAAAAGAUGGGGAGCCUGGACUGCCUGGAAUUCCUGGAAGCGUGAUAACUUCCCUGGAGAACAUCCUGAAAGGAGACAAGGGGGAUCCUGGGAAGGAUGGAUUGAGAGGGGAAAGAGGCCCCCCAGGCCCAAAGGGAGAACCUGGUCCACCGGGCAGAGGAGUGGAAAUGGAGGACCUGGAGAAGCUCUUGGAAUCCCACGGGAUCAAGCUGUCCCUGCUGAAGGAACUCUCGGACGCAUUUCUGCGGGAUGGGCCAGGCGGGCUCCGGUGGCAGUUGGGGACAUCCAGGACGAGCCAGAGCUCCGGGAAGGGCCAGGCAGGCCUGGCUGGCACCAGCCACGGUGAUCCCCCAGGAUUGGAUCCUUCUCCCAGUGUCCUGGGCAGCCCCGAGGAGCCAGGAGAAGCCCAGAGCCUGGAGCUGGAGCCUCUGGAGUUGCCGGUGUCUGGAGGAGUCUCCAAGGGUCCACCUGCUGGUGAUUCUGAACCCGGGCACCAGUUCCUGGGAAAGUCUCCUGAAUCCUUGGAGAAAACACCCGAGGAAAGACAAGAGGAGAGAGGCUCAAGAGGGACAAACUCUUCUCUCCUCGGGGCCUUGGCUGUGCCCCCAAAACCCCCAGGGGAUGAUCUACAAGGAAACCAGACCCUGGAGCUUCCCGAGCCCUUGGAGAAGAGGGAGGAACCACAACCACAGUUGGAGGCCAGCCAGGAAAACUGGGAUUCAGGGAACGGCUCCGCAUUCCCGAGGCGCAUCCGGACCAGGAGAUCUCCCGAGGAACACACGGAAAAAAUCCCAUUUCCCAAUCCUGUGGAAAAUCCAGGAGGAACCAACGCCCCUUUCCCGGCGGCUCCGUCCCUGAUCCAUCCUCCCGGAGCUCCGGGAGCUCGGAAAUUCCCAACGGGAUCCACGGAGGAGGGAACUCUCCCGGCGGAUCCCCCUUCCCAGGGAAAAAAGGGAGAAACAGGAGCUCCCGGAAUCCGUGGAGACAAAGGAGAAAAGGUAGGGAUAGAUGGUGGUUUUCCCGGAAUUCCCUGUGCUCAGAAG